AUGGCAGACAAGCUUGAAGAUGUGCGGCCCAUGUUUGAGUUGCGGAACCGCAACUACAUCGUCACCGGCGGUGCACAGGGUAUCGGAUUCGCGGUGACACGCGCGAUAUGCGAGAUGGGCGGCAAUGUCGCCGUGAUGGACCUGCAGGAGAAGCCCGUCGACGAGUUCAACACGCUCAGCAGCAAGUUCGGAGUCAAGACGGUGUACAUCCAGACAGACGUGACGGUCGAGUCGAGCUUAAACAAUUCCUUCGCGAAGGCGCUCGAGGCGCUGGGGUCCAUCGACGGCCUCGUACCGUCUGCCGGCAUUGCCAUCGAUAAGCCAUUCAUCGAGCAGACUUGGGCGGAAUUCACCAGGAUUCAAGAGGUCAAUGUCCGCGGGACGUUCUUCAUCGCCCAACUCGUGGCCAAGCAGAUGCUGAAACAAAAGACCGGCGGCAGCAUGGUCCUGCUCGCCUCGCAGUCCGCCCACAUUGCCCUCCCGGGCUACCGCAUGGCCGCUUACAACGCCUCUAAGGGCGGCAUACUAAUGUUGGCAAAGGCUCUCGCGGUCGAACUAGCGCCGCACAACAUCCGCGUCAACACUAUCUCCCCGGGCUUCGUGGAUUCAGACAUGACGAGGAACGUGCGCGCGAUGAAGAGCAAGAGGGAAGGUGAUCAGAUGUGGCUCGCACCGCCGAACCAGCGGCUGAGUACGCAGAGCGACUUGACCGGGGCCGUUGUGUAUCUUCUGAGCGAUGCGGCGAGACAUACCACUGCGGCGGAUAUACCCAUCACUGGCGGUCUUCAUGCGGGCACCAUUGACGGUGUCAUCAGCUAUGAGUGA
This is a messenger RNA of Thyridium curvatum, 825 nucleotides long. RefSeq lists its product as uncharacterized. The record is from RefSeq and is a predicted model, not a curated record. Gene Ontology annotation, molecular function: oxidoreductase activity, acting on NAD(P)H, oxygen as acceptor. Gene Ontology annotation, cellular component: intracellular anatomical structure. NCBI's taxonomy places the organism in Eukaryota, Fungi, Ascomycota, Sordariomycetes, Thyridiales, Thyridiaceae. The transcript has 2 exons. Bases 1 to 825 code for a protein of 274 amino acids.